Molecule: messenger RNA, 1458 nt
Organism: Sycon ciliatum
Lineage: Eukaryota; Metazoa; Porifera; Calcarea; Leucosolenida; Sycettidae
Product: synaptic vesicle 2-related protein-like
Biological process (GO): transmembrane transport
Cellular component (GO): membrane
Molecular function (GO): transmembrane transporter activity
Source: RefSeq, a predicted model, not a curated record
GAAGUAACACGUUUGAAAGAACAUGACUCUUUUUACGUAGAUCUACACACCUGAAAGUGCUUGUAUCGCACAUGCAGUACCGCCAACAUGCUAUUGCUAGCACUAGGUCGACUAGAGUCUGAAGUCGUGCUGUAGCCGCACACGGAUAAUACUAAAAAGGAUUGUCACUGCGAUCCAGUUCCGAGUGUUUGGCCCCAGACGAGAGAGGAGAUGUUCCACUGUCCUGCUCUCUACAGUCGGGAAGAAGCCUGAAGUCAAGAACAGCUCUGUUCUGAAGUGCAUGCACGGAUAAAGGAAGCCUGACUCUGUGGGGUCUACCAGGUCUACUGGCACUGCGCCCCUCUUACCAGCGGCGCACCACAGCUAGCUCUGCACCUCCAGCCAGAGUCGACGCUCUCACCCACCAGCCAUACAGUAACUGUUGUUGUAGUUCUCGCAGCGCGCCAUGAUUUUCACUGUUGGUAAAUGACCGUUGCCCUAGCAUAGCAGCUAUUGGAGGCCAUUGUAGCAGGUUAUUAUACACGAAGAGAAAGAGAACAAGCGAUGGAGAACUCUAGCGGGCAGCGGACGGCAACGGAAGAGCCAGAGAAACUCCACCAGGAGGACUUCCAGCGCGAAGCCGACAGUGUUCCGGAGAAGUUACGGCUGCUCAAGUCGACCGGCGGAAAUGCAUUUCCUAGCGAGGAUGAUGAUGAAGAUGAUGAGGUUGCCAGUGCAGAUGAAGGAGCCUACUACACGGUAGCUGAUGCGCUGGAUCGCAUAGGUGUGGGCAGAUUCCAUUAUAAGCUGCUGGUAGUCGUCAGCAUUAUAUCAGUCGCUGGAGGGCUUGGCUCGACGGGGUUUGCCCUGUUCCCGCCGCUAGCUCGCUGUCAUCUGGGUCUGAGGUCGAUUCAUGAGGCCUUCCUGACCAGUGCACCGCUGGUCGGUGCUGCUAUAGGUGGUGUGGCUCUGGGAUAUGUAGCAACACGAUGGGGUCGACGAACAGAACUGAUUAUCAUGAUGGUGUGGACGAGUUUCUUUGGCUUCCUGAGCGCCGCUGCUCCCACGUACUGGUGGCUGAUCACACUGCGUGUUCUAGUUGGCUUUGGGCACGGCGGAACAGGACAACGACUUUCCAUAUUAUUCGAGUACUUACCGAAGAAGGAUCGUACUCUGGGAGCAGGCGUUCUGACGUUUUGCUGGAACAUUGGCAAUUUCCUGGAGGCCGUGCUCAUCAAGUUUCUCAUCCCGACGGGCGUUGCGUGGCGCUUGAUUCUGAUCGCCGAUGCUUUCGUUUUUGGUAUCGCUCUGCUGUUCUUCAAGUGGCUACCUGAAUCGUGUUUCUACCUUAUGGCAAGGGGCCAAAGGACAGAGGCUCUCAGACUUCUAACAAAGGCGGCAACCGAAAACAACAAGAAGUUACCGAUUGGCACGCUCGUAACGGCCGAUGAGAAGGAAAAAUACAUGAACAAAGUGGUG